UUUGCCGUUUUCCAACACUCAAACCGAGCGUGUUUACGCCGGUGCCGCCAAUAGUCUACUGUUUUCCCUGGAUUUGUAUAAUAUUUUAUGGUAAUUAAAAUAUGCCUACUUCCAAACUGCAUGCCAACAUGAGUUACCGCGAGGUCAUUCCGAAGAACCUCAGUCCGGCGGAGUGGAUUGAGGUAAAGAUAAAUACGGGAACCCAGAGCACUCUGCAGGAUCUGAAGACAUUUGAAACCUCCGGGGGCUACUGCUUCAAAAGCAGGACAAACGUACAAACCAGGAACCGAUUCAUAUAUUGGCGCGCCUACCAGGAUAUGCUGGAACUCGCGGAGGUCAGCUUGGACAUCUCAUUGCAGCGGAAUCACCUGCGUCUGCGCUUUACCGACUCCGCCGUCCUGAAUGUUUCACUCACGGAGCAGGCCAAUUCCAUCACCCUGCUGGUGGUCACUGUUAGCAGUGUGCAUCGCUAUUUGUUCCCCCUGAAUAUAGCUGGCCAGGAUGGAUCCAGCACUACUUUCCCCGAGGAUCUGCUGUCCCAGUCCAUUUUCUACGACGUCAGCGAGAAGAUCAACGAUCCGAGCACCUUCUAUGUGACGGAUGGCUUCGGAACGAUGCCAAACGUGGCCGUCUCGUAUCUUUCGCAGAACUCUCAGUCAGCCUACUUUGCUGUGGCCUACCAAAGCAAACUGCUGCUUCAUGUCAUGAACUGCGUCACCGGCCACACGGUCACCCACGAAGUCAAGGAGCCGCAUCUGAUGCCUCGCUUUCUGUCUAAUCUCAAAGGUGCCCUUACUGGCCGCUCGGAAACGCUGGAGGCAGCCACGGCCAUGGCGUUCAGCGAAAUCGAAGGGGACCUCUUCAUUCUGGUGCUAUACCGCAGUAACGAGCUGCGAUUGUGGUCAGUGGAUAGCCUACAAACGGUAGCCAGCAUUAACUGCUCCGCGGGAUCGGGCCAUGGAGGAUCAGGAGCUCAAGGAUCUCAAAAUAACCAGCUCCGCAAGAUAAGCGAUCAGAACUUCUGCCUGUUUAUAUCCCACGACAAUCUAGCGGAGUUCAUUUGCGUCAGCAUUAAGCCAGAUGCCGACGAAGCUAGCGGGCUCAAUUUGGUGCAGAACUCAGUAGCGGCGCCACAAAUGAAUCUGGUCGACUUCGAUGCCACAUCCACGCACAUCUGGGCCCUCUGGAGCAACGCUGAAGGAGAUUUCCAUGUCUCUGCCAUUUAUUUGGGUUCGAAUAACUCUAUCAAAUGGGUUUCUGCUGCCCUCGAACCUCCACCGGAUCGCUACUGCCUCACCAUGGAGCAGGGAGUGGAUCCACGAGAGUCUUACUGCUCCUACAUCUUUCAUCCGGGUCGAUUUGACCGUAAUGUGAUUGCCAAGGCUCUGUAUAUGUUCAGGCGCGUUAACUUGCAAUUCGAUGUGAAGCAGCUUUCCAUGUCAGUGCUGAAGGAGCAGGUGUGCCAGGCCGUCGAGGACGAAAUCCAGAACGAACUGAAAGACUUUGUGGUUACCGACGAGGAGUAUUUGGAGAUUUCUACGCGGCUGUGGGAUCGUUUCUACUCGUGCUGCGAACAGUACCACAUUAAGUUUUCGGAGCCCACAGGACUUGCGGUUCUAGGUGGCAUGGAUGCCGUUUGCUUGGUGAGGCGGCAAUCCUUCGCCCUGCUGCGUCCCUGCGAGGUGCUGGAGCAUCUGCUGCUGAUCGGGGAGCACAACGACGAGGUGGCUACCUACGUAGCUCCACUGUUCCGCAACGAUCCCGAAAUGGCCAAGGGCUUUGUUGACCUCAUGAAUGUGGUGACCCUCUUAGACAAGGUGAUAUCGGAGGACAUAAAAAUGGACUUGGAUAAGCAGCUCUAUCAGCGGGAGUCGCCCAUGGAUGUGAUAGCCAAGCUGGUGGCUAGAAUCACUAUGGGCGAUGAUAAUGGUCCGAUGCUGCCAUCGAGCUGUUUGAAGCAAAUUCACCAGGAGGUCCAGCAAAUACCAAACCUUAAACCCGCCAUGGAAAUGCUGCUCGAUGUGCUGUGCAUGAUUGAUCCAGAUGCGCCGCCGCAUGGUAAAACUCUUAUUGAUUUUAAGUUGGCAAAUAGUAUGAUAUCUAUUGCAUUUAAUUUCGUAGAUUAUUCCCUUUCUACACGUUUUUUGCAACCAUCUGGAGCUCUAUUGGGCAGCGAAUAUGGACUUUCCAUCUUGUCCGAAACGGUUAAGCAAAUGGCCACAAUACGGUUUUCCGUUUGCCGCAACCUUUUGAUAUUGCAGUACUUGGUUUAUGGUCAGAAAGGAAUGGACAGUGAAAACGUUUUAACAAACAUAAAUUAUCUGAACUCGUAUUAUACUCUGGUCUGGAUUGCCGAGACGCCCAUUUCAUCCAGUACCCCACCUGGAUUUGAGGCCUCUAUGCAGCGGUUGAGCCGGGCGCAACUAUUUAGCGGCUAUACACGGCCAUAUUCGAGCCAUUUGCGGAAUAAUGGCAAUGACCAGACCACUCUGCUCAGUUUGUUCCUGCAGUCCAAGGGUUUGUUUAGCGCUCUGUCCAUGCUUCUGAAGACCGACAGUAUGCAGCUGGAGUCGGAGCAAUUGAACCUCCGUCAGAGUUUGCUAGAACUUGUGGGCUACAUCAAUAAGAUGCUGUGGCCAGAGUCUCCCAUAUAUGUGUUCCCAGAGUGGUUGUUUGGCACCUGCCAUCACAUCAUUGUGCAGGACUAUGUUCGCAUUUUGUCCAGCUGGUGUUCCGUAAAAUCUCAUGCCAGAUGCUUUAUGUUAGCAGCUUCCUUGUUGGAUUGCGGUGAGGCUCACAAGGCCGUGCAUCUGUUCCAUGAAACGGCAACCGGCGUAGUGAAGGAUGACUUCCUCUUCGAGCAUGUACUGAAAAACACUCCGCUUUACUGCAAACUGCAGGAGAGCGUCACCCGGGGCGAACCGAUUUCUGCCGAAGACAGAAAACUGGCCAUUGUUCACUAUUAUCUGAAGGUUAUUCAGCUCUUUGAGCAGCAUUCCGCGCUCGACUACGUCAUUCAACUGGCCGAAAUGGCCAUAAGUGUGCUGCAGCAGGAUGAUCCUCAACUGCCCAUGUUCCAAUCGAUUGUGUUCAAUAAUCAUCUGCAGCUGGGACACUAUGAGGAGGCUUACUGCGCUUUAGUCUACAAUGCGGACACCUCGAGGCGAAAAGAUUGCCUUCGUCAGUUGGUCAUUACGCUGUUCCAGAGCAAAUGCCUGUCCCUGCUCAUGCAGUUCCCCUACAUAGGAUUGCAGGACGAGUUUGAGAGCAUUGUGGAAUCCCGGGCACGGUCAAUGAGCAUCGAUCAGAACGAAGUGUACAACUUUUUGUAUGCAUUCCACACGAACAAGGGUAACAUGAGAAAAGCUGCUACGGUUAUGUACGAGCAGGCCAUGCGCUUUCAAGUAGAGAGCGAUGCCCCCAACGCGCUGGAGAAACGAUGCUCCUCCCUCUUGAUUUGUCUCAAUUCGUUGCACUUAGUAGACAGUCGCUAUAGGUGGAUUGCCAAGCCAAAAAUUGGCGACGAGAGAGUGUCGUCGUCCAUGGAUCAGAAUAACGACGUUGGUGAACCCAAGGACGAUGACGAUAAAAACCGUCAGGAGGUGAUUGUCCUAGAGCUGGCCGAUAUUCGCAGGGAAUUGGUGCACGCCGAAGCUGUGCAUGAGCUCUCGCACUUCUGCAAGGAUGUUGCUGCCUAUGAGCGGUCAUCGCCAGAAGAGUUGUCUUACCUACUGGCAAGCUGUGGUCUGUACACGGCCGCCCUGAAACUUUCCCGGGGACACUCGUUCUCCGUGCUGCACAUAUUCGAGAGUCUGACAGCGGCUUGCAACGCAGCCACCGAGGACAAGGACGUGGAUGCCUGGAAUUGGCUGCAAAACAACGACAUGGCGGACCUCCCUCAUCGAAGUAAUGCCGCUGACAUGGCCUGGACGUUGCUCCAAAAACUGGUGGUGGACAACGAGGCAAAGGACUCCACUUUGAUACGAAAGAGCGUAGUUCAAAGGCUGCUCGUAUUGAAUGCCUUCGUGCCGCAGUGGCUGAUAAACUCCUAUAAGUUAUCCCAUUCCCGGGAGCUUCUCCAGUUGUUCGUCAAGCAUAACCGCCUUCUGGAAGCCGCUGAUCUUGGCUGUGAAAUGAUCGCCGGCAUGUUGGGAGCAGGCAGCGAGUACUUCGAUUUCAAGCACUCGGUCAAUGUAACAAAUCCCCAGCUUUGCUUUCCCAUCAACACAAUCGACCUGCUGCUGUACGCACUGAAGAUUAAUGGCAAGGAGGAUAUUGAAUAUGAAAUGGCGUAUGUUAAACUGGAGGAGGAGGUCAACAGGUACAUUGAGACCAUAAAGCGCACCACCGAGGACAAGAUUAGUAUGGCCAUCCUGCAGAAUCGAGAGGAACGACAGCAGCAAUUAAUCCAUUAGAUUGUUUUAUUCGGUUUAUAUAUAUAAGUUUCUUGAAUUAAAAGCUAAGAGUGUGCGUAAAUAUGAAGUUGGUUAAAAAUCAUCCGUCAUGACCAGCUCAGAAAGGAA
Drosophila gunungcola (fruit fly) is the source of this 4523-nucleotide messenger RNA. RefSeq names its product nuclear pore complex protein Nup160 homolog (gene Nup160). The coding region runs from base 102 to 4415 and encodes 1437 amino acids. Lineage: Eukaryota; Metazoa; Arthropoda; Insecta; Diptera; Drosophilidae. The record is from RefSeq and is a predicted model, not a curated record. Gene Ontology annotation, cellular component: nuclear pore. Gene Ontology annotation, molecular function: protein binding; structural constituent of nuclear pore. The transcript is spliced from 12 exons.